AUUAGAAAUUAAUAAUUAUUGUUUAUUUCGCUGUCAAAUAAAAAUAAAAUUGUGGGGCAGGUGCAGCUCACGUGCCUCCUCACAUUGACACCACAUUUAAACACUUUCAUUUUCAAAGGCUGCUGCUUUAUAUUCUUCACAAAAACUUCCUCUUCCCUUUCUCACACUACUAAUGGAUUCUCUCCCCUUAUUCCUCACCGGGACUCUCCUCGCUGCCGGCCUUUACUGGUUCUUCUUCAUCUAUGGCUCCGCCGAACGCCAAGGCAAACUUGCCGUCAACCUCUCCGGCGGCUCUAUCUCCUCCGAGAAAAUCCAAGACAAGUACAAACAAUACUGGUCCUUCUUCCGCCGCCCUGAGAAGAUUGAAACCACCGAAAAAGUCCCCGAUUAUGUCGAUACCUUUUACAACUUAGUCACUGAUAUUUACGAGUGGGGUUGGGGACAAUCCUUCCACUUCGCACGUCCCAUUCCUGGAAAGUCUUACAAAGAAGCCACCCGUCUCCACGAAGAAAUGGUCGCCGAUCUAGUCAAAGCCAAACCCGGCGAUCGGAUCCUCGAUGUCGGAUGCGGCGUCGGUGGUCCGAUGCGAUCCAUCGCUGCUCAUUCCAAAGCCAAUGUAGUCGGAAUCACGAUCAACGAUUACCAAGUCCAACGUGCUAGAUUACACAACAGAAAAGCUGGAUUAGACUCGCUGUGUGAAGUGGUAUGCGGAAACUUCUUAGAAAUGCCCUUUUCCGACGAAACCUUCAAUGGGGCUUACGCUAUUGAAGCAACGUGUCACGCGCCGAAGCUUGAAGAUGUAUACUCUGAAAUUUACAGAGUGCUGAAACCCGGUUCGUUAUUCGUAUCGUUAGAAUGGGUUUCUACCGAUAAAUACGAUACCUCAAACCCAGAGCAUGUGAAGAUCAUUGAAGAGAUUGCAAGAGGGAAUGCUUUACCUGGGGUCAAAUCGUACAGUGACGUUGCGAAAUCGGCGAAGAAAGUAGGUUUUGAGGUUUUGAAAGAGGAGGAUCUGGCCAAACCGCCGGCGCUGCCGUGGUGGGAGAGGUUGAAAAUGGGGCGAGUUGCGUACUGGAGGAAUCAUAUACUGGUGACGAUUCUGGCUACGUUGAGAAUCGCUCCGAAAGGAACUCUGGAUGUUCAUGAAAUGUUGGUGGAAGCAGCUGAUUAUUUGACUCGAAGCGGCGAUGCUGGAAUAUUCUCGCCUAUGCAUUUGAUCGUUUGCCGAAAACCGGAAUCCCCUAAAACUUGUUAGAAGAGUUGUCAAUCAAGGCCUCUCCGGUACGGCGCUGUUUCUCACAUCUUUUCUUUUUCUUGUUUCUGUUCAUUAUUUUACUAUUAUUACUUCUCUUGUUUUCGUCCUCGUCUUCGGCUAAUAUUAGUUUUUUUUUUUUUUUUGUUUCCUUCAUGUAAUUGGAAUUAUUAUUUAUAAAGAAAAAGAGAAAAAAAAAUGGGUUUUUUGUUUA
This is a messenger RNA of Cucumis melo (muskmelon), 1466 nucleotides long. RefSeq names its product 24-methylenesterol C-methyltransferase 2. Gene Ontology annotation, molecular function: S-adenosylmethionine-dependent methyltransferase activity. The transcript has a single exon. The record is from RefSeq and is a predicted model, not a curated record. NCBI's taxonomy places the organism in Eukaryota, Viridiplantae, Streptophyta, Magnoliopsida, Cucurbitales, Cucurbitaceae. Gene Ontology annotation, biological process: steroid biosynthetic process. Bases 173 to 1255 code for a protein of 360 amino acids.